AUGUUAGUGAGGAUGUUCCGAAUCACAGGUAGCACAAACCCCUAUACAACAACUGCAGAUGAUAUUAGUGCGAUUAAGCAUGCUCUUGGAGGAUGCCAUUUAAACAGGGAAGGUUAUUUUUUCACGGACCCUCGAUUCUUGCAAGGAGUUUUUGCUGGUAUCCUUGUGUUUUAUGUAAUGCUAUACUAUACUCGCCGAUACAAAAAUAGGGUUAAUGACGUGCCAAGACAUGAAUCAUUUUCCUAUGUUAACCUGCCAACUCACGGUCCAUAUAGAGAGUUCCAUGGAAGCGAAAUGAAUCAAAUACAUUAG
Messenger RNA from Plasmodium knowlesi strain H, 312 nucleotides. RefSeq names its product conserved Plasmodium protein, unknown function. The transcript has 2 exons. NCBI's taxonomy places the organism in Eukaryota, Apicomplexa, Aconoidasida, Haemosporida, Plasmodiidae. The coding region runs from base 1 to 312 and encodes 103 amino acids. The record is from RefSeq and is a predicted model, not a curated record.